AUGAUUGACAAGAAAUGUACUGCGUCGGAGGCUUCAUUUAUCUCGGAGCUGAAACCCUCAUUUGACUCACAUCAGUUGUUGCCCCAAUACUCCGCUAUCAGGGCUCCCAUCGCGUCGCCGUACCCGCUCUGCCCCGACUUUAGCUUCCGGGAGGUGGGGAGGUGGCGCACAGGACGGUGUAAAUGGUUCAAUGUAGCGAAAGGCUGGGGGUUCGUCAGCCCGGACGACGGAGGCCAAGAUGUCUUUGUACACCAGAGCGUGAUCAAGAUGUCUGGCUUCCGAAGCCUGGGCGACGAGGAGCAGGUCGAGUUCGAGUGCAAGGUCUCAGACAAGGGCCUGGAGGCGACUGUGGUCACCGGCCCUCAGGGAGCGGACUGCAGGGGCUCGCAUCGGAGGCCCAUGAGCAAGAAGCGCUACAGGAAGAUAAGGUGCUACAAUUGCGGAGAGUUCGCCAACCACAUCGCGGCCAAGUGCAUAAUGGGUCCACAGCCGAAGCGGUGCCACUACUGCAAGAGCGAAGACCACCUCAUAGCCGACUGUCCCCAACGCCCGGAAAAGAGUAAAGGGAGUGACGAAGGAGAGGAGCGCGAACUAGGAGAAACCAAGGUCUAAUUGUGAUAGGUUUAGCUCACUAAGCCAAGCCUUUCUCCUCUGCAGUUAACUAACACAUUAAGUAAUAGCAUAAUCUGUAUGUCUUCUAGAGUUUGAUGGUGACAAAAAAAUUAAACAUACUUAAUAGUGACAUGGUAUUUUUGAUGCAAAAG
This is a messenger RNA of Penaeus indicus, 764 nucleotides long. RefSeq names its product protein lin-28 homolog (gene lin-28). The record is from RefSeq and is a predicted model, not a curated record. NCBI's taxonomy places the organism in Eukaryota, Metazoa, Arthropoda, Malacostraca, Decapoda, Penaeidae. Gene Ontology annotation, biological process: pre-miRNA processing. Gene Ontology annotation, cellular component: cytoplasm; nucleus. The transcript has 5 exons. Gene Ontology annotation, molecular function: zinc ion binding; mRNA binding. Bases 1 to 612 code for a protein of 203 amino acids.